AUGUCAACUAUCCAAAACUUAAACGCAUUUGAUCCUUUCGCCGACACUGGUGAUUCUGAAGCUCAACCAACUAAUUAUAUUCAUAUUAGAAUUCAACAAAGAAACGGUAGAAAAACUUUAACCACUGUCCAAGGAUUACCAGAAGAGUAUGACUUAAAAAAAAUUUUAAAAGUUAUCAAGAAAGAUUUCGCUUGUAACGGUAACAUCGUUAAAGAUGAUGAAUUAGGUGAAGUUAUUCAAUUACAAGGUGACCAAAGAGGUAAAGUUGGUGAAUUUUUAGUCAGUCAAUUACAAUUACCUAAAAAGAAUAUCAAAAUCCAUGGUUUUUAG
Molecule: messenger RNA, 330 nt
Organism: Yamadazyma jaroonii
Lineage: Eukaryota; Fungi; Ascomycota; Pichiomycetes; Serinales; Debaryomycetaceae
Source: the annotation of a GenBank genome assembly